Molecule: messenger RNA, 2208 nt
Organism: Carassius auratus (goldfish)
Lineage: Eukaryota; Metazoa; Chordata; Actinopteri; Cypriniformes; Cyprinidae
Product: T-box transcription factor TBX2b
Exons: 7
Coding region: 1-2067 (688 amino acids)
Biological process (GO): positive regulation of DNA-templated transcription; regulation of transcription by RNA polymerase II; cell fate specification
Cellular component (GO): nucleus; chromatin
Molecular function (GO): DNA-binding transcription factor activity, RNA polymerase II-specific; RNA polymerase II cis-regulatory region sequence-specific DNA binding
Source: RefSeq, a predicted model, not a curated record
AUGAGAGAUCCAGUUUUUACAGGGACUGCGAUGGCUUACCACCCUUUCCACGCUCACCGGCCGACCGACUUUCCCAUGUCAGCUUUUCUCGCGGCCGCGCAACCCUCCUUCUUCCCGGCGCUGACCUUGCCUCCCGGGGCUCUCACAAAGCCGAUCCCGGACCAUGCCCUCGCCGGAGCCGCGGAGGCUGGGCUCCAUCCGGCUCUGAGUCACCAUCAUCAGGCAGCUCAUCUUCGCAGUCUUAAGAGCCUGGAGCCAGAGGAAGAGGUUGAAGACGAUCCAAAAGUCACACUGGAAGCGAAGGAUCUAUGGGACCAGUUCCACAAAUUUGGAACAGAAAUGGUUAUUACGAAAUCUGGCAGGAGAAUGUUUCCACCUUUUAAAGUCCGCAUCAAUGGACUCGAUAAAAAAGCCAAGUAUAUUCUAUUAAUGGAUAUUGUGGCUGCCGACGACUGCCGCUACAAGUUCCACAACUCUCGCUGGAUGGUCGCGGGGAAGGCCGACCCGGAGAUGCCAAAGCGAAUGUAUAUACAUCCGGAUAGCCCAGCUACUGGGGAACAAUGGAUGGCUAAGCCUGUUGCUUUUCAUAAACUGAAGCUAACCAACAACAUUUCGGACAAACACGGAUUUACCAUCCUGAAUUCAAUGCAUAAAUACCAGCCCAGGUUCCAUAUUGUGAGAGCCAACGAUAUCCUGAAGCUUCCGUACAGCACUUUCAGGACAUAUGUUUUUCCUGAGACCGAUUUUAUUGCUGUCACAGCUUAUCAAAACGACAAGAUAACACAGCUGAAGAUUGACAAUAACCCCUUUGCCAAAGGCUUCAGAGACACAGGGAAUGGAAGAAGGGAAAAAAGGAAACAACUGACCCUUCCAUCAUUACGCAUGUACGAGGAUCAAUGUAAAGUGGACCGUGAUGGCGCGGACUCUGAUGCUUCCUCGAGCGAACCUACAACCGGCAGAGAUGCUGGUCAUUCACCUGGACCGGUUUCCAGCCCACUUAGAUUUAACCGGAACAGCAGAGACGAGAAAACAUGCACUGACAGUGAACAAGAAUUGGACCACCAAGACGAGAGGUGUGGUGGCUCCAGCAGUCCUGGACCAGAGCCUCCGUCUCCAUUCAGGUCGAGAUGUGAGGACCGGGACCGGGGACGGGAGAGGCCUGUUCUGGAGAAGAAAGACGAUUAUCCGGACGCCCGAAAAUCAAGCGAUUCCAUAUUUAGCAUAAGAAACCUGGAGAAAGACAAACUAGAGAACAGGCCGAGGAAAGACACGGACUUGUCAAAGAAGGACACGGAAAACGGUGGUCUUAGCGGCAGUAAAGACAGCUUCUCUCCUCUAAUGGUACAGACAGAGAGUCCUUCACAUUUUGGGGCAGGGCACCUUCAGAGUUUGGCGCUUUCUGGCCUACACAGUCAACAGUUCUUUAACCCACUAAACACCGGACAACCUCUAUUAUUCCACCCCGGACAAUUUGCAAUGGCACCUGGAGCGUUUUCAGCCAUGGGAAUGGGACAUCUAUUGGCUUCAGUAGGAGCUGGCGGCCUGGAGAAUGGAAGCCUGUCGGCCCAGGGAGCUGGGAGCACCCCGAGUGCCUUUCCCUUUCAUCUAUCGCAACACAUGUUUGCCUCUCAGGGCAUUCCGAUGCCAACCUUCGGUGGACUUUUCCCGUACCCCUACACCUACAUGGCCGCGGCAGCUGCAGCGGCCUCCGCCCUUCCCACGAACAGCAACACGGCCUCCUCGCUCUCAAGGAACCCGUUCUUAAGCAGCUCCACCCGCCCUCGUCUGCGAUUCAACCCUUACCAGCUCCCCGUGUCGAUCCCUCAAAGCACAAACCUGCUCACCACCGGAUUGCCAAGCGGCCUAAACCCCUCAUCCGAAUCGUCUAAAUGCGGUAGCAGGGAAGCGAGUCCCGUGCCUGAUCACAAAUCGGGGGCGAGUCAGAGAAACGGCUCACCUAAAACAACAAUGAAGGAAUCCGUCAAUGAACUUAAGAACAUUCAGAGACUAGUGAGCGGCCUAGAGAGUCAGCGGGAGACUUCCUCACCCAGGGAUUCGCCCAAGUGAUCAAGCAUCCCCAAACCUAUCCAGGGCAUGACUUGAAUCGCCAGAGGAUUUUAUUAAGUGGUUCUCUGCUAGAAAUUUGCGCAUGGAUGACUGGAGUGGAAAAAAGCAAACAGCAGUCAACAAGUAACAAUUAAUAAAAGA